This is a messenger RNA of Gopherus evgoodei (Goodes thornscrub tortoise), 1552 nucleotides long. Its product is annotated as tetraspanin-33-like. Gene Ontology annotation, cellular component: membrane. The coding region runs from base 324 to 1133 and encodes 269 amino acids. NCBI's taxonomy places the organism in Eukaryota, Metazoa, Chordata, Testudines, Testudinidae. The transcript has 9 exons. The record is from RefSeq and is a predicted model, not a curated record.
UAGAGCUCAUCUCCCUGGAACAUUUGGGCCAGUCUUGGGAUGCCCAAUACAUCUGCAAAUGGCUUCUCAGCAAUACUGAGAGUGCCCCCUGACCCAGCCUACUCCAGCACCUAGCUGCUCACUUCCCUCCUGAGCCUAGAACUCAAGAGCUCCUGGAUGACCUAAUUCAGCAGCAGAAUGAUGGCCUAAGGAAUGGAGACCAGGAAUAAGUGAAGGUUCCCAGCUAUGGAGAGAGCACAUGACCCAGGCACCAAGAAUCAGCAGAGAAACGACUCCACAGCUGGGAGAGUGGUGCGCUGUUAUCAGAGACUCCGACAGGAACCAUGAGAACAAACCAGCUCAUCAAAUACACUUUGUUUGUCUCCUGUUACCUCUUCUGGGUGGCCAGUGGGCUCAUGGUUGCAGUUGGCAUUUAUGCCAAACUCUCUAAAGAAGCAAGUGCUGUGGAUUCGCUCCUCGCUGAUCCUUCACUGAUCCUGCUUACAGUGGGGAUCCUGAUGUUUGGCAUCACCUUUGUGGGGUGUACAGGAGCCUUGCGUGACCUGCCUGUGCUGCUGAAAAUUUUUGCCUGGAUUUUACUGAUCAUUCUCAUUCUCCAGAUCGUGGCUGCUGUCCUGGGAUUUCUCUUCUCCAGCAUGGUGUUGGAGAAAGCAGCAUUUCUGAUGGGGAAAGCUAUUUCCGGUUAUAGGGAUGACCUAGAUUUACAGAACCUUAUUGAUUAUAUACAGAAAAAGUUUGAGUGCUGUGGGGUACAUUCCUACAAGGACUGGUCCCAGAAUAUUUACUUUGAGUGCCAAGACUCCAACCCCAGCCUGGAACGCUGUGCUGUGCCUUUCUCCUGCUGCAUCCAAAAAGAUCAAGAGGCAGCCAUUACUAGUGUUCUCAACAGCAUGUGUGGCUAUGGGACCCAGAACCUGAGGUCAUGGAAAGCAGACAGUCUGAUAUACAUUGAGGGCUGCUUGGAAAAGAUUGUUGGCUGGGGGCAGAGAAACCUGCUGCUUGUUGCAGGGCUAGCAAUAGGACUGUUUUUCUUGGAGAUUCUUGUGUUUUCCAUGGCCGUGAUGCUCAUUUACCAGAUUGACUUUAUCAUACAGAAACGGAAAAGCACAAGGAGGAGAGGCCCCGAGAAAUAAGUCUGUUGCUCCCAGCAUGAGCACAGCAUGGUCUCUAUUGCCACUGGUGCAGUCUGUGAAGAAGGAACAAACUGAGAUCUCAGUCGAAACACUGUGAAUACUCCAGAGGGUACCAGGGCUCAUGCCCCAGGUGAAUGAACAGACACUGGAAAGCAUUUUCUGUGCAUAUGAGGCAGAGGCAACUGCUGCUUGGAAAGGACCCUUGCUGCCUGGUGAGAUCAUCUGAUGGGUCUCUCACUCUCUCCUCCCACACUGUUUUAUUGCCAUGGACAUUUGCACAAAACCAGAUCUUUCGUUUCUGAGAUUCCUAAUGCUUAUUCUCCAUCUGUGGUCAGAGUACUCUGGUUGUUUUAGCGAUCAUUUUGGAGGACAGGAUUACAAUUGAAAAGAAACUUGACAAAUUGGAGAAUUGGUCAGAA